AUGUUACACUACACAAAAUUCCAUCCCCUUCUCCCUCCUUCCAUCCCCUUCUCCCCGAUUCCAUCCCCUUCUCCCAGAUUCCAUCCCUUCUCCCAGAUUCCAUCCCCUUCUUCCAGAUUUCAUCCCCUUCUCCGUGAUUCCAUCCCCUUCUCCCAUAUUCCAUCCCCUUCUCCUAUAUUCCAUCCCCUUCUCCCAGAUUCCACCCCCUUCUCCCAGAUUCCAUCCCCUUCUCCCAGAUUCCAUCACUUUCUCCCAGAUUCUAUCCCCUUCUCCCAGAUUCCAUCCCCUUCUCCCAGAUUCCAUCCCCUUCUCCCAGAUUCCAUCCCCUUCUCCCAGAAUUCCACCCCCUUCUCCCAGAUUCCAUCCCCUUCUCCCAGAUUCCAUCCCCUUCUCCCUGAUUCCAUCCCCUUCUCCUUGAUUCCAUCCCCUUCUCCCAGAGUUCAUCCCCUUCUCCCAAAUUCCACCCCCUUCUCCCAGAUUCCAUCCCCUUCUCCCAUAUUCCAUCCCCUUCUCCAAGAUUCCAUCCCCUUCUCCCAGAUUCCAUCCCCUUCUCCCAGAUUCCAUCCCCUUCUCCCGGAUUCCAUCCCCUUCUCCCAGAUUCCAUCCCCUUCUCCCGGAUUCCAUCCCCUUCUCCCUGAUUCCACCCCCUUCUCCCAGAUUCCAUCCCCUUCUCCCGGACUCCAUCCCCUUCUCCCUGAUUCCUUCCCCUUCUCCCAAAUUCCAUCCCCUUCUCCCAAAUUCCAUCCCCUUCUCCCAUAUUCCAUUCCAUCCCCUUUUCCCAAAUUCCAUCCCCUUCUCCCAGAUUCCAUCCCCUUCUCCAGAUUCCAUCCCCUUCUCCCAAAUUCUAUCCCCUUCUCCCUAAUUUCAUCCCUUCUCCCUGAUUCCAUCCCCUUCUCCCUGAUCCCAUCCCCUUCUCCCAGAUUCUAUCCCCUUCUCCCAGAUUCCAUCCCCUUCUCCCAGAUUCCACCCCCUUCUCCCAGAUUCCAUCCCCUUCUCCCAGAUUCCAUCCCCUUCUCUCAGAUUCCAUCCCCUUCUCCCAGAUUCCAUCCCCUUCUCCUAGAUUCCAUCCCCUUCUCCCAGAUUCCAUCCCCUUCACCCAGAUUCCAUCCCCUUCUCCCAGAUUCCAUCCCCUUCUCCCUCAUUCCAUCCCGUUCUCCCAGAUUCCAUCCCCUUCUCCCAGAUUCCUUCCCCAUCUCCCAGAUUCCAUCCCCUUCUCCCAGAUUCCAUCCCCUUCUCCCUCAUUCCAUCCCCUUCUCCCAGAUUCCAUCCCCUUCUCCCAGAUUCCUUCCCCAUCUCCCAGAUUCCAUCCCCUUCUCCCAGAUUCCAUCCCCUUCCCCUAGAUUCCAUCCCCUUCUCCCUGAUUGCAUCCCCUUCUCCCAGAUUCCAUCCCCUUCUCCUAAAUUCCAUCCCCUUCUCCCAGAUUCCAUCCCCUUCUACCCGAUUCCAUCCCCUUCUCCCUCAUUCCAUCCCCUUCUCUCAGAUUCCAUCCCCUUCUCCCAGAUUCCAUCCCAAUCUCCUAGAUUCCAUCCCCUUCUCCCAGAUUCCAUCCCCUUCACCCAGAUUCCAUCCCCUUCUCCCAGAUUCCAUCCCCUUCUCCCUAAUUCCAUCCCCUUCUCCCAGAUUCCAUCCCCUUCUCCCAGAUUCCUUCCCCAUCUCCCAGAUUCCAUCCCCUUCUCCCAGAUUCCAUCCCCUUCCCCUAGAUUCUAUCCCCUUCUCCCUCAUUCCAUCCCCUUCUCCCAGAUUCCAUCCCCUUCUCCCAGAUUCCUUCCCCAUCUCCCAGAUUCCAUCCCCUUCUCCCAUAUUCCAUCCCCUUCUCCCAGAUUCCUUCCCCAUCUCCCAGAUUCCAUCCCCUUCUCUCCGAUUCCAUCCCCUUCCCCUAGAUUCCAUCCCCUUCUCCCAGAUUCUAUCCCCUUCUCCCAGAUUCUAUCCCCUUCUCCCAGAUUCCAUCCCCUUCUCCCAGAUUCCAUCCCCUUCUCCCAGAUUCCAUCCCCUUCCCCCUGA
Messenger RNA from Closterium sp. NIES-65, 2001 nucleotides. The record is from the annotation of a GenBank genome assembly. Lineage: Eukaryota; Viridiplantae; Streptophyta; Zygnematophyceae; Desmidiales; Closteriaceae.